This is a messenger RNA of Leptonychotes weddellii (Weddell seal), 420 nucleotides long. NCBI's taxonomy places the organism in Eukaryota, Metazoa, Chordata, Mammalia, Carnivora, Phocidae. The record is from RefSeq and is a predicted model, not a curated record.
AGACAUAAUAAUGAGUCUAACUGUUGGGAAACUCACAGACCAUGAAGUUAUAACCCUUGCACGUCACUACCAGGUGCCCGAGGACACGAGUCCUGAUAUGAAUGUCCUAAUUGCACAGGCCCAUGAACAGCUCAAGAAGAACACUUUUGAGAAUUUUGAAAGGCUCACUGCUACUUGUGUAUACCAAGAUCGAGAAAAAAAAAAAGUAUUACCCAGCAAAGACAUCAGAAGGCUGUGCAAGUCCUCCAGGUUACCUUUGACCGAUGAUCUUCUGGGAUCCAUACUGUCUGGGUUUGAAGACAGUAAAGAACAAAUAAAUUAUGAGUCAUUUUUCUGCGCCCUGAACUGGAGAAUGAAUCCGAUGCCCGAAUUGGAAGCACCGUCAUACAUGAAAGAGUAAACCAACCAGAAGAUGCAGCG